AGAACUUUGCAGCAUCAAAGUGAUGUUCUAGAGACAGUGAUCUUGGUGAAUCCCAAUGCAGACAGCAUUGUUUAUGAGGUACGCUCUUUGAUCACAGAUCCUGCUGCUUACAAGCUCCUUAUUCUCAGUGGCCAGUGCUCUGACCAGGAAGGAGACUUAAUUUUGCAAAGUGGUACAUUUCCAAUACAAAGACUUGGAGAGGUCUUCAGUGAUCCAGAGGUCUGUCAACUCUUCAGUAACACUGAUCCAGAGAUUAAAUCUUCCUUAACUGUUUCUUGUUUGGAAGAGGGAGAUUGGUGCAACCUUGGACAUUCCAGUUUCCAGGAUAUCAUAAAUUGGAAAUUAAACCCUGAGAUUGUUUUACCUGCAAUGGAUGGUGUUUCAGAAUUUGCAGACUAUGUCUCAGAGACAGUUGAUGUUCCCUCUCCUUUUGAUCUCUUGGAACCACCAAAUUCAGGUGGAUUUUUGAAGUUGUCAAAGCCAUGUUGUUACAUAUUUCCAGGAGGAAGGGGAGACUCCGCCCUUUUUGCUGUCAAUGGAUUUAAUAUCCUGAUAGAUGGUGGCUCAGAAAGAAAAUCUUGUUUCUGGAAGUUGGUUCGGCAUUUGGAUAGGAUUGAUUCCAUAUUGCUCACACAUAUUGGAGCAGAUAAUCUGCCUGGAAUAAAUGGACUUCUUCAACGAAAGAUAGCCGAACAAGAUGAAGAACAAUCUCAGGGCUCCACUGCAUAUAGCGACUGGAUGAAGAACCUCAUAUCCCCAGAACUGGGGGUAGUGUUUUUUAAUGUCCCAGAUAAACUGAAAAUGCCUGAAUCUAGUAUGAAAGUUAAAAGAAGCAUUGAAGAAGCUUGUCUGACACUACAGUACUUAAAUAAACUAGGAAUUAAAUCUGAACCUUUAUACAGGGUAGUUAGUAACACAAUAGAGCCCAUAACAUUGUUUCACAAAAUGGGAGUUGGUAGGUUGGAUAUGUAUGUCCUGAAUCCAGUAAAAGACAGCAAAGAAAUGCAGUUUUUAAUGCAGAAAUGGGCUGGAAACAGCAAAGCAAAAACCGGUAUUAUUUUAGCAAAUGGUAAAGAGGGUGAAAUUUCAGUACCAUAUCUUACAUCUAUCACUGCCCUUGUUGUUUGGCUCCCUGCUAGCCCAACAGAAAAAAUAGUGCGCGUUUUGUUUCCUGGAAAUGCUCCACAAAAUAAGAUCCUAGAAGGUCUAGAAAAGCUAAAACAUUUAGAUUUCCUAAGAUAUCCAGUUGCAACACAAAAAGAUAUAUCCAGUGGUGGACCCUCAUCUACUGGUAAGCACACAAAAAUAAAGCAAAGGGCUGACAGCAAGGAAAGUCUGAAGUCCUCUACACGACCAAGCACAGGUAAGCCAGGUAAAAAAGAAGAUAUUUCUGAAGAACUGGCUAAAGAUAUUAAACUGGAUAUUACGAAAGAAAAGCAAGAGAAAAAAAUCAAAGAAUCCGCAGAUAAACAUAUCGAGAAACCUUUAAAAACUGAAAAGAUAAAAACAGAGUCAAUUGACUCAGCAAAAUUAGAAAAGAGAAAACUUUUGAAAGAAAAAACAGGCAAAAAAUUUAUCAAGGAUAAGAUUUCCAAACUCGAUGAAAAGAAGGAUAAAGAAAAGAAAGAAAUAAAAAAAGAAAAGAUAGAUAUAAAAAAAGAAAAUAUAAAGAAGGAAGAAAAGAAAGAUGUAAAGAAGGAAGAGAAAAAAAGGGAAGUUAAACUUGAAGCUAAGAAGUUACUAAAACCUGACUUACGACCAUUUACUCCCGAAGUGAGAAAAACAUUACACAAAGCAAAGGUUCCUGGAAAACUCAGAACCGAAAAAGCUAAAAGUAAACCUGAAAAAGAUGUCACAACUGAACAAAAAGUAAGUUAUGUACAACAAGUACAUAUGGAAAAGUUACCACAAAUGGCUGAUAUAGCAGAGCAAAGAUCAGUUAUGUCUUCUCCAGAGGAUCUAACCAAGGACUUUGAAGAGUUGAAGCAUGAAGACAACCUAGAACAAUCCAUUACAAAAGAAGAUGACACCGCUCUUUCAGAACAAAAAACUAUUGAAAAUAGACCAUCAGAUAUGUUAAUGAUUCAAAGUCAGUUGAAAGACGAAAUCAUGUUAGAUGAAGUAACAUCUGAUAAGAAAAGCCCACUUGAAUCCCCAGAUGAAGGUAUCACGACCACUGAUGUAGAAGGAGACUCGCAGCAUGAAGAGAAACUAAUGUAUCAAGCAGAUGAGACAACUGAAAUGGUUGACGAAGGUGCAGCAAUGGAGGAACCUGCUGAGAUGGCAGAAUUUGAGGAAGAUAUAAAUACAGAAGAAGAAACUACUCCAGAUGUUGAUAACGUGAGAGUACCAAGCAGAAACAAAUUUGAAUCAAUGCCAACCUUAGACAUUCAAGACUUAGAGAUGGAUGAAGAUAAGGAAAAUGACCUGGAUGAAAAGGGAAUAUUCGAUAGAAAACAAAAAGAACAAAUUAUUGUACAAUGUGAAGAUGAUUAUAUUGGCAAAAAUGCAGAAGAUGACAAAGAAACUGAAAAAAAUAUAGAUGUAGUGGAAAAAGCAGAUGUAGAAGAAAUGGAAGAAUAUUCUGAAGACCCUAGAGAGGAUCUGAAGCGAAAGGAUGCUGAAUACACAGGGAACUUCAGUGAACAGGAAGAAAACAUGUCCAUUGGUUUUACAAUGUCAUUGCAAAAAGAGACUGAUGCAGAAGUAAACAUAUAUGACAAAAAUGUAUCAAAGGAGCCAUCAUACUUAACUGGUGUCCCUGGAUCAUCUGGAACUGCUACAGAACACAUAUCUUACAUCCAAGAUGAAACAAUACCAGGUUAUUCCGAAACAGAACAAACAAUUUCUGAUGAGGAAAUACAUGAUGAACAGGAAGAACGAAUUCCUCAUUUACAGUAUGAUGUAGGCAGUUAUGAUAUUUCUGUCCCAGACCAUCCUGGGUCAUUUGAGGCAAUACAUGGCAUCAAAGCAGUUUCAUCUUCUGAGGUGCCUACAAAAGGUUAUGUUAUGCAAGAAUCAGAAAUAGUGGGUUAUUCUACUAAUAUUGUUGCUGCUCCACUUGCAGAGGAGGAACACGUUUCUUCAGCAACAUCUAUAACUGAGUGUGACAAACUGUCUUCUUUUGCUACAUCCGUUGCAGAAGACCAGUCUAUGGCUUCUAUUACUGCACCAAAAACUGAAGAGACUGGAAAAAGUUCUUUACUACUUGAUACAGCAAACAGUAUUCCAUCUUCUCACACUGAGGCGACUCAAGGAAUAGAAUAUUUGCCAUCUGCAGGCACUAUAUCACCCACAUCCUCUCUAGAAGAGGACAAAUGUUUUAAAUCCCCUCCAGCAGAAGAUUUUCAGUCUUUGAUGGCUGCUGGAAAAGACCAUCUGAGUGGCCCCGCACAGGAUGAAGAACUUGAUGAUGAGACAACAAAUUUUGAGACACAUGGUAAAAAACACUAUAGUCCACUUUUAUUUUCUGAACAUGAAGCUAGUGAAGUGCAAUAUGCUAGUAGUAUAGAUAUGAAGAUAUCUUCUGUUAUUUCUGGAGGUGAAGUGGACAAAGUUGAUUCAAGCUUUGGAGAAGCUGAAGAAAGAUGCUUAAGUCCUGAUGACAGCACUGUAAAAAUGGCAUCUCCAACUCAGUCGGGUCCUACAAGCACAGGACAUACCCCUUCUCACCAAUCCCCUAUAGAGGACAGGUCUGAAACUACACAAGCUGAACUCUUUGAAGCAGCAGAUAUACUUAAAAAUGAGAAAAAGGAUGAAAAACAAGUAUUAUAUGAGUCAUCUGAAGAAAGUAGAGAACACUUGGAUAAGCCAAUCACACAAAAAGAAGUGCCUUUUGGAGGUUCUGUGCAGGAUUCAGAUGUGAAAAGUUUGCUAAAUGCAGGGGCAUCAUAUACUUGUGAUCUAGACACUGAAUAUUUUGUUAAAGGCUCAUCAGUGCCAGUGACCAAAGAAAUGAUGGAAACCAAGGGAGAAAUAAUUCCUCAGAAAAAUAUUGACAAUGAUAAUAGAUGUAUGGACAAUGAAAAAAAUGAUUUAACUAAGGAUGGAGUGUUUUCAACAAGUUCAGAGCCAUACAUGCAACUUGAAGAUUUAGUUUCAUCUGAGGAAGUCUCACAUGAUUAUUUAUUGUCCACCCAUAAAGAAACAGAUUCUAAUCUACUGCAGUCAAUAUCACCCCAACAAAUGUCAGCAGCGUAUAGUGAUUAUUCUGAAGUCAUGGAGCAAAGUCAUGAAAAAGAUGAUACAUCAACUGAGAGCUCUAAACAAGACAUUUUCCUAGAAGAUGCAAAAUCACUUUCUUUUACAGAACAAGGAAAAGAAGAUGAUACAUCCUUACAGAUGUCUUUAAUAGAACAAAGUCCAAUUGUAAAUGAAACAUAUCAAGGAAGCCCCACAAGAGAAACAUAUUUAGAUGAUGAAAGUCCUUUUCAGUUGAAAGAUCAAACUCAAAAGGAAGACAUGAAAUGUUCAUCAGAUGAAAUAUCAGCAGAAUGUGUGAAUCCUUUGCUGUCUGUGACGAAAAGCUUUGGUGAGGAACAAAAACAUCUGGAGGCAGUUGAUACACCAUUUCAAGAUAGUGCUCAAUUCUUUAUGACACCUGAAUCUAAAGAGGAUAAACAAACAUUUUCAGAAGUCCAUUCAGAAGAGUCGUCAGUGGCAAAGACACAUUCAUAUCAUUCUGACAGUCAGGUCCAGCAAAAAGAAGAAAAAUCUCUUCUAAUUUCUUCUUCGACCCCUGAUGACUCAGAGUCAUUUUCUUUUGCAGACCAUAGCCCUCUCAAAGGUGAUUCAAUUGAAAUAAGUAUUACAGAAAACCAAGAAUCUUGUCCUUUUCAAGAGCCAUACAAGGAUUUCCACCAUUCUGAAUCUUCUCUUAGCUCUGUAAAAUCAGCAGAAAAUGUAUUAGAAAAGAAAGAAAUCUCAUACGAAUCCAGAAAAGAUACAUAUAAUGAUGAUGACAUUGAUAAUGAAAAGUCCUAUGAAACUGAAAACAUUUAUAUGAAACAGAUGACCAGUGACAAGAGAGUGUGGUUUACAGAAGAACGGUUUGAAGAAGAACAAGAAAAAACUCAAUACUUAAGAAACGAAAACUAUAAACUGCGUUAUACUGAAGAAGGCGAAAGCACAUUUCUUGAGGAUACCCUUGAUUGGGAAGAGCAGUCUAAAGAACACUCUUCUUUCAGUUUAGAUGCUGUAAACCAAGAAGCAGCUAAUAAAACAGAUUCAGAUAUAUUACAUAAAGAAUAUGCACAUUUCCAAGAGGAAAAGCAUUCACAAGAGCCACUGGAUUAUUCAGGUGAAAGCAAAGUUCAACUUGAAGAGUCAGUUUCACAAAUAGAAGCUCCAUAUCAUUCUCAGGAUGAAAACAUUUUAGACAGAUUUCCCUAUGUAACAACAGCUUCAUCUGAUACAUUGGUAACACAGCAUGACGGAGAUAAUGUACCUACAAUCUUUAAGGAUAGCAAUACAGAAUGUGUACAAGUGAAAUUACAGUCUGUGGGAAAAGGUUUUGAAGAGCAUGAAUCAGAAGAAGAAGAUGGGUAUCCAUACUCACAGACUACCCGUGACCUCCCAGUUGCUUCCUUUGAAAGUGAUUUCAUAAACAAAAAAUGUGAUCUUCAACUUGGAGAAGAAAUGAUUGAUGUUUUUGACAAAUAUGAACAUUCUGAAGUGGUGGAACCAGUAAAACCAAGUUACAGCUUUCACGAGGAUAAACAGCAUGAUGUAAAAGAAAAGUCACCACAGCAGCUGUCUGCAGGUAGCUGUCCAUUACAAGAACAAACCAAACAGGAAUACAAAGACUAUGAUUAUUCUUCUAAAGAAAGUAAAGAGCAAGAAUAUGUUGAAACAUCAUACAAAGAGACCACAUUUUCUAAAAACAAUAUGGACUUUGGUUUCGGAGAAUAUAGUGAUGAACCUAAAGUAGAUAUUUUCUCCAAACGGGACAAAAAAGCUUCCCCAAGUUUGUUGGAUACUGGCUUAAACUCAUCUUGUAGCCCAUAUGAAUUAUUUUCCCAAGAGAAAGAAUCAUUUGGUGCCAUGAAAAAAGGAACAGUUGAAGAAAGAGAGCCAACCCCUUAUCCAAAUGACAAGUCUUUUCAGUAUGCUGAGAUAUAUGAGAAGAUAGUUGCUUCUGGAGUUGAACAUAUCAUAGAGGAGGCAGAACCUAGCAGUGCCAGUUAUCUACAGAAAGACAAGGCAGAGAUACCAACUUUAGACACAGAAAUAUCCAAACAUGAAUUACUCAGUCACAUAUCUUCAAAAGAAGAGGAAUCUCAUUUAUAUACCUCAGCUGAGAAGGAACUCUCUUCACCAGUAUCGCCUAAAGAAAAAGGAGUCAGUGCCACUUUUGAAUAUUCAGAAAGACAUGAACAUUUCUUAGCAAGUACAGAUAGCAGUAAAAAGACAAAUAGUUUGUCUGCUGAAAAAACUGAAAAAUCACACAUAGAAGGGCCAUAUCAAAAAACACAAACAGAAAAUGAGUGUAUUGUCUUCUCACUUGGAACAGAUCCCUCAUCAGAAACAUAUACAGGAGAACAUGAACACCAUGAAAAAUCUACCUACCUUCAUGCACAUCAUGAUGAUGAUUAUGAUGAUGAGGAUGAUGAUGAAGAUAACAUUAGUUCAGCUAGUCAGAAUAUUCCCCAAGCCGAAUCACGACUUCCUGAGAUUAAAGACUCAUAUUAUGAGAAAACAGAAGUAUUGGAAGAAAAUGCAAGUGAUUCUGAACUAGAGAAAGGAGCCAAUGAAAAAUCUGAAAAGGAAACUAAAUACCCCGGAGAUAGUGUACAUCCAGCGUACACCUAUGGUCAAGAAAAUGAAAACAACCUGUCUAAUUUUGGUAUUCAAUCAGAGGUAAAAGUUGUAGACCAUGAUCACUAUAAUGUCCAGACUGAAAUGAAAACUCUAGGCCUAAGUGACACUCAUGCUCUUGGCUCAUUUGCAAGAGCAGAAUAUAGUUUCCAUGAAGAUAAAUGUGAAAAAGAAGAUACAGACUACACAUAUUCUCCUUUUGCAUCAAAAAGUGAGUCUACAAAAGAUCCAAAUCAAACUUGUUUCCAAAGAGAAUACCAACAGUCACAAACCAGUAGUGAAAGCUACAUUGUAAGUCAGGUAUCAGAAAGCUGUACCCUCAGUGGUAAGGAUAAACCAACUUUCUCUGGUUUGGUAGAUCAUGAGGCUACAGUUUCAGCAUCAGCAUAUUCCCCUGGAGCAUUUUCAGUCAUAGAAAAGGAAAUUGGAGAAUCUUCUGACUUAUACAAGAUUCAGCAACAAUCAUUGAUAUGUGCAGAGUCAAAAGAUUUAGGAUAAAGAUGCAUUCAAUAUAUCACAUUCUGCAAAGGGAGAGGAUGAGUACUUAGAGGUCUCUGACAGAGCUUCUGAAGUAAGUUCAUCUUUAACCAGAUUUUCACCUCUAAGUCCCCAGAAAGAUGCUUUAUAUUCUAAUAUCU
Molecule: messenger RNA, 7454 nt
Organism: Bufo gargarizans (Asiatic toad)
Lineage: Eukaryota; Metazoa; Chordata; Amphibia; Anura; Bufonidae
Product: microtubule-associated protein 1A-like
Exons: 3
Coding region: 370-7314 (2314 amino acids)
Biological process (GO): microtubule cytoskeleton organization; regulation of microtubule depolymerization; axonogenesis
Cellular component (GO): synapse; dendrite; neuronal cell body
Molecular function (GO): microtubule binding; actin binding
Source: RefSeq, a predicted model, not a curated record